UUUGACAGUUAUUGACAGUAUUUUGUUUGGGAAAGGUUUUGUAUUUUAGCUGGCAUGGUCGUAAUUUGAACAAGAAUACAACUAUCGAGGAAAACUAAUAGAAUAACAUGGCUACAUACGAUAACAAGAUCUGGCUACUUAAAAAUAUAAGAGAUGCAUUCAUUGCGACUGACGAUACUGGACUCUGCGAGAUAGUGAUGACUGGAAGGGAUUUCUCCAAAAUUUUUAGAUCAGCACAAACAAAAUCUGGUGAUGGUGACCAUAUUAAAACAAAAUCUGAUGAUGAAGAGGAACGAGAUAUGGUGACGGAAUUUGACCCAUAUCCCGAUAUGGAAGACAGUGAAGACGACGACAUUUCAUAUGGCAGCUACAUCCCUGUUGAUGAAGGACCACGAUUAGGAACAGACAGAGCUCAGUGGCUAGACAAGAAAGAGCAAGCAUUAAAAAAGGCUGCAAAAAUAAAAGUAGUUAAAUGGGAGGACCCUGCUGAAACCACAACUGAGGAAGUAACAGAUUUAUUCUCCAAAGUUGAAGUCAAAAAGCCAGAGAAGCUAAAGUCACUUCUUAGUGAACAGCUUGAAAAAUGUCCGGAACUUCCCCACCGUCAAUAUCUGGAGUAUGCAAAGUUCGAUGGCACAGCACAACUAGGGCUGCCCACAAAGUCUUUCAAGAUCUUCAUGACUAUGCUCCCAGAGAAACACCAGAAUUACCCUCUAGUCGUUUGUGUCAUAGCUAAUGCUAAAAUUAAGGACCUUAUUGGUUUCACAUGCUAUAAAUACAGCAUUGAACACCCAGAGAUACAACUUGGAUCAGUCCAUGACUACGGGCUUUGCAUAGCAGAAGACGAUGGGGAAGUAGACUGGGCCUUCCCAUGCCUCGAUUCAAAUGAGCCUUGUUCCAAAUUCGGCUUCACUUGCCUGGGCCUUGUAGAAUUAAAGAACAAAAAUAUAAUGGGAGGCACCUCUGGAGGUUUCUCCAUACCAGAAGAUGAUGGAUUUAGAAUGUUUCGAGACGUUGCAUUUUCUGGAUUCCCAAAAGCCAUAGAUUCUGGACAAAGUGUACAGAACACUUCAAGACACAACACGGGGGGCAGUGCUACGUCAGAAGCUGUGUUGAAGGCCUUAAAAGCUGUUAAUGAAGAGAGAAAGGGCAGAGGCGAUUCUGACUUUGACAAGAUCCAGUCUCAUAUAAUGGCUGCUGAGGCACCGCAGUACAAAACAUACAGAGUUCAAAUGUUGAGGAAAGUCAGGACCAACACUCCAGUCCAGCUGGGUAUCUCAUUAGAGAGGAUAGAGGUGGAACCUCAAAUACCACAUAAACACGCAUUUUGGUCGCGUUCAAAGUACUUCCUGCACAGUAUAGACUCAGUGGCGUGGUGCCAGAUAUUAGAAUCCAAAGCUAACAAGAGUACUUUCAGAAUAGUCUACUCAACUAGUCACAACACUAGUUUUAGCAGUAGUAUAGGAGGUAACACAAAUUUCUUCCAUCCAAACUCAGCGUAUAAAGCCCAUGACUUUGAAUGUGAUCAUGAUACAGCCAAAGAGAUAGUUGAGAAAGUGAACACGAUACUCGACCUGCGAAACAGCCCAUGUCGACGGGAAUACAAGACUGCUAAGGAGAAGAAGCUGCAAAGUAGACGAAGCUUCCACACAAAACACCUCAGCUGAGUGUUGUCUAUUUAAUCGUAUUUGUCUCUAGAGAAGAGCAAUUUAAGAUAAGCACACGUUAUAUUGGGCCGUAUGUAACAGUGGAUCAUAUCUCAUAGUCCCGUCGCAAUGAAUCAUCGACAUUCUAAACAUAUGAUGCAGCCUGCAAUAAUGUAUGCUUACUAUCUAAAUAAUUUAAUUACACCAACAUUUUUACAAUACACGAAGAUAGUGGCAAUUAUUAAAUACAAUUAUUAUGGUACGCAAAUUGUGUUCUAUUCAUAAAUAAGUUCCUAAACACAGUUUUAAGUUCAACUAAACAUUUUGAUGACAGUGGUGUCAUUUCGAUGAAAUAUAAAUAAAUAAGGAAUUGCAAGCAUUGCAUUAAGUUUUAGCAAUUUUGUAUUUAGAUAUAAGCUGUACUUGACAUCUAGGAGUGUUGUGUAUUUUAUAAUGAGUGUAAAUAUGUAUUAUUAUAAUUUUCAAUUAACUCUUCUCUUUCUAUUGUCUACUAUUCUCUUUAUUAUGCCACUGUAAAUUUUAUUGUUACUGGUUCUUUUAAAUUAAUAUUUAUACUCUGAAACACAUUAUUACAUUAUUCAUUACUUGGUUUAAAAUUUGUAUUUAUGGAAUAGUGUUCAGCAUUAAUUGUAUGAUAAUAUACCUA
Molecule: messenger RNA, 2313 nt
Organism: Pectinophora gossypiella (pink bollworm)
Lineage: Eukaryota; Metazoa; Arthropoda; Insecta; Lepidoptera; Gelechiidae
Gene: Sin1
Product: stress-activated map kinase-interacting protein 1
Exons: 7
Coding region: 108-1667 (519 amino acids)
Biological process (GO): TORC2 signaling
Cellular component (GO): TORC2 complex; plasma membrane; cytoplasm
Molecular function (GO): phosphatidylinositol-4,5-bisphosphate binding
Source: RefSeq, a predicted model, not a curated record